Tarenaya hassleriana is the source of this 993-nucleotide messenger RNA. Its product is annotated as LOB domain-containing protein 16. The transcript has 2 exons. Lineage: Eukaryota; Viridiplantae; Streptophyta; Magnoliopsida; Brassicales; Cleomaceae. Gene Ontology annotation, biological process: hormone-mediated signaling pathway; positive regulation of DNA-templated transcription. Gene Ontology annotation, cellular component: nucleus. The record is from RefSeq and is a predicted model, not a curated record. The coding region runs from base 163 to 834 and encodes 223 amino acids.
AUAAAACCCACAAAAAAAAAAUACCGAUUUUUUUGUUUUGGUUGACAAUCUAUAUCUUUGUUGCAUCAUUUCCUAGUAUCGAUUGUAACCUUUUCUUCCCCCCGAAUUUGCAAAAGGGGCACGAACAAACAUCUUAGAAAAAUACAAGAGAAGCCCACCGACAUGGCAUCUUCCAGCACCGGGACAGGUUCUCCGUGCGGCGCGUGUAAGUUCCUACGGCGAAAAUGCGCGUCGGACUGCAUAUUCGCGCCAUAUUUCUCGUCGGACCAAGGUCCCGCGAGAUUCGCGGCAAUACACAGAGUGUUCGGAGCAAGCAACGUUUCCAAGCUCUUGCACAGCGUCCCCGUCCACGACCGUUGUGAAGCCGUCGUCUCCAUUGCCUACGAGGCCCAGGCUCGUCUCUCUGACCCCGUCUACGGCUGCGUCGCUCAUAUCUUCGCCCUCCAACAACAGGUAGCUUUCUUGCAAGCACAAUUAAUGCAACUGAAGGCUCAGCUGAUCUCUCACAACAAUAUUGCGACAUCGACGACAAACAUCUCGGAGACACAGCACUUGUGGCAACUAGCAAGCGGAUUUCCGACAGGUACGACACCACCGUACACUCGGCACGGUCACGUAAACCCUAGCACGGUUUCGCCGCAAAGCUCGCUGGAAUCGUUUGACCAAAGCAACACGAGCAGCGACGUCACCAACGUGCAGGAGAUUCAGAGCAGAGGACAUGAUGGAUUAGGGUUCCACGAAGGUUAUCCGAACAAGAAGAGAUUAGUAACUCAGUGUAAUAAUAACGAUUUAAGCGAGCUUCAAGCUUUGGCUCGACGGAUGAUGAGGAACUGAUUUCAAAGACAAACAGAAACAAAUACUUUUCUUUAUCUUUUUUUUUUUUUAAAAAAUUUCCUCGUGUUUUCCCCCUUUUUUUUACAGACGGUAAAGAAACAGCGGUGUUACUUUUUUACUCUUCUUUUGCCCUCUUGGUAAAAUUCCCUCUUCUGUGCA